Molecule: messenger RNA, 945 nt
Organism: Panicum virgatum (switchgrass)
Lineage: Eukaryota; Viridiplantae; Streptophyta; Magnoliopsida; Poales; Poaceae
Product: protein ANTAGONIST OF LIKE HETEROCHROMATIN PROTEIN 1-like
Exons: 1
Coding region: 1-945 (314 amino acids)
Source: RefSeq, a predicted model, not a curated record
AUGAGAGUCCUUGCGUAUGGACAAGCAGCAGAUGCAGUUGAUGAUGUACUCAUGAUGGGGGAAAGCACGGUACUUAAAUGUGUGAAGGUAUUUGUGAAAACGGUGAUCUCUGUGUAUCAGGAAGAGUACUUACGACCACCAAGACAACAUGAAAUUGAAGAGAUGAUGACAUCAAAUGCAGCGCGAGGGUUCCCUGGCAUGAUUGGAAGCAUCGACUGCAUGCAUUGGGAGUGGGCUAAUUGCCCAAGUGGUUGGCAUGGCGUCUACAAGGGACAUAAGGGCAAGCCUACAAUGAUUCUAGAGGCUGUUGCUUCAGAAGACUUGAGGAUAUGGCACGCCUUCUUUGGGCUCCCAGGGUCUCACAAUGAUAUAAAUGUCCUACAUCGAUCACCUGUAUUUGAUGAUCUUGCCAAUGCCAAUGCCCCUGAAGUUGAAUUCACAGUGAAUGGUAACAUCUAUUCGAUGGGCUACUACCUAGCAGAUGGGAUAUACCCUGACUGGGCUACAUUGGUCAAGAGUAUUAGUGCUCCUGUUAGUAAGAAGCACAGCGUUUAUGCAAGGAGACAAGAGUCUUGCAGGAAAGAUGUGGAGAGAACCUUUGGUGUGCUGCGGGCGAAAUGGAAGAUUUUACAUAGCCCAGCUCGAUUGUGGAAUCCGAGGGAUCUCAAUUCAAUAGUUCGGGCUUGUGUUAUACUCCACAACAUGAUCAUUGUAGAUGAGAGAGGGAAGGAUGUGGCACAACUUCAUAACUCCGAGUGGCCAGGAGCAGCCAACCCUCCAAUCAACCAAAACAGGAACGUCCCUGCUAUAGCCCAGCUAAUUGAUGCAUACAGUGUCAUCAAGAGCAAGGAAACAAGCACAAGUCUACGCAAUGAUCUUGUGGAGCACAUUUGGGAGUUGUAUGGUACUUCAAGUGGAUCCUUUGCAAGGAUGCACGGGCAUUGA